Durio zibethinus is the source of this 1603-nucleotide messenger RNA. RefSeq names its product putative mannitol dehydrogenase. The record is from RefSeq and is a predicted model, not a curated record. Gene Ontology annotation, molecular function: zinc ion binding; oxidoreductase activity, acting on the CH-OH group of donors, NAD or NADP as acceptor. Lineage: Eukaryota; Viridiplantae; Streptophyta; Magnoliopsida; Malvales; Malvaceae.
AUUUCAUACUACAACAUUACGUAUCAUUUGCUUCGCUUUGCGUUGUAACUUGAAGAGAUCAAAGAAUUAGACGUCCAACAAUGACGAUAUUGCAAGAAGAAGAGCACCCCAACAAGGUUUUUGGAUGGGCAGCCAGAGACAAUUCUGGUGUUCUCUCUCCCUUCAAAUUUUCCAGAAGGGCAACAGGAGAAAAGGAUGUGGCUUUCAAGGUGCUUUAUUGUGGAAUAUGUCAUUCUGAUCUUAAUAUGAUCAAGAAUGAUUGGGGCACUUCCGUCUACCCUCUUGUCCCUGGGCAUGAGAUUGUCGGUGAAGUGACAGAGGUGGGAAGUAAGGUACAAAAGUUUAAAGUUGGAGACAGAGUUGGAGUGGGGUGCCUGGUUGGAUCAUGCCAUUCCUGCAAUGACUGCACCAACAAUCUUGAGAACUAUUGCCCCAAACGAAUACUUACCUAUGGGGCAAAGUACCAUGAUGGAACUAUUACAUAUGGAGGUUAUUCUGACACUAUGGUUGCUGAUGAGCACUUUAUUGUCCGCAUUCCUGACAACCUGCCUCUUGAUGCCGCCGGUCCUCUUCUUUGCGCUGGAAUCACAGUGUAUAGUCCACUGAGAUAUUAUGGACUUGAUAAGCCUGAUUUGCAUAUAGGUGUUGUUGGACUUGGAGGCCUAGGUCAUAUGGCUGUGAAAUUUGCCAAGGCUUUUGGGGUCAAAGUUACAGUGAUCAGCACCUCUUCAAAUAAGAAGAAGGAAGCUUUGGAAAAUCUUGGUGCUGACUCAUUCUUGCUCAGUCGAGACCAAGAACAACUUCAGGCUGCCAUUGGCACACUGGAUGGAAUCAUCGAUACAGUAUCUGCUCAACACGCUCUGAUGCCUUUGCUUGGGUUGUUGAAGACUGAUGGGAAGCUUGUUCUUGUUGGUGCUGCAGAGAAACCACUCGAGUUACCGAUCUUUUCUUUGAUCCUAGGGAGGAAGCUAGUUGGUGGUAGUUGCAUUGGAGGGAUGAAAGAGACUCAAGAGAUGGUUGAUUUCGCAGCUAAACACAACAUAAAACCAGACAUUGAAGUUAUAUCUAUGGAUUACGUGAACACUGCCAUGGAACGCCUUCUCAAAGCAGAUGUCAAAUACCGAUUUGUCAUUGACGUUGGGAACACAUUGAAGGCCACCUCUUAAAGCUGUCGCUCCCUCCUUUUAUACAACAAAUUGGCAAUACCAGUCCAAAUAUUUUCAUGUUCUAGUAAUAGUUUUGGUUUGUGAUCUUUCUUAACAAGAUGUUGACAAGGCAGAUUGCCUUGGUUUGUGAUCUUUCUUUACAAGAUGUUGAAAAGGCAGAUUGCCUUUAUGUAAUAGAUUGCAAUUAAAAUAAAUAAAUCAUAGAAUAAAUUUUGUUUGAGGAUAUAGUUCGUUUUAAAAAUGUGCAUGUAACCAUUACAUUAUCCUCCUCCUUUUCUGCAUCUUCACCAUUCUGUUUCUUCUCUAACCUGCUGUUGGAUUUUGAGCUGCUAGCCAUCAAACAAAGCCCAUUUGGGUAAGCAAUGGAUCCUUCCAAUUACACAAUACAUAUUUAUAUUUUUAAACUAUUCUGCCAGUUUGGAAUAUCUGCUGCAGGA